Molecule: messenger RNA, 1037 nt
Organism: Rosa chinensis
Lineage: Eukaryota; Viridiplantae; Streptophyta; Magnoliopsida; Rosales; Rosaceae
Exons: 5
Coding region: 108-878 (256 amino acids)
Source: RefSeq, a predicted model, not a curated record
CUCAAUUUCAAUUUCUGAUUCCCCAAAACAGUCGGGUAUAUUUAGAAAAACCCAAGCCUAAAAUACAAGAUCCGUAGAUCUGCGUUCUCUCUUCCGUAUUCAAAACCAUGUCUCUUGGAAAAGCAGCGAAGAUCGACAAUGUGGAGCGAAUAUCGACCAGUCACAAAGAUCGUCGUUUUAAAUUGGAAAAAGCAGCUAAAGAGCGGGUUCUCUCUAAGAAUUUUCCCGAUGUGUCUUUGUCGGACGAGGUAAAAAACAGUUUGGUGGAAAAGUUAGGAAACUCUUUUUGGGCAUUCGUAGAAGAUGAUUCGUUGGAAGAUGAAGUAGAGGAUUUGUUGGUAUGUGAAGAAAAGGCUUUGUUGGAACAUGAAGAAAAGGCUGUGUUGGACGAGCUAGCCAAGGCAAAUUUGGAAGAGGAAGAAAAGGCUUCUGGUACCAAUUCAAUAGGAGACAAGAAACCUUCUUUCACAGGUAUAGACUAUGAAAGUGCAUAUCCAGACAACACUGACUCUAAUCGAGAAUUUCUUAAAGAUCGAGAAUUUCUUAAAGAUAUUGAUUGCGCACCUAUCGAACUAGGAGAUGAAAUGGAUUGGGGAGUUUGUAGAGUUUGUUUGAAGGAAAAUGAGCACCAUUUUUCACAUUGCCCGUACCUUUUCUUUGGUGUCCCGGACGGCGCAACUAUUGGACCUGGGUAUGCAUUAGCCUGCAAGGAAUGUUAUGAGGUGGAUGGCCACCCUGACAGACCCUGGGAAGCGAUCGCUGUUAGAAGGGUGUGCGACUUUUGCAUAUGGCGUGCACAUUGGACUGAAGACUGCCCAUAUCAGGUACCAGAGGGCGAUCGUGCUUUAUUGAGUACAAACCAAAUAAGCACAAACUAGUAGCUCCGUGAUUAUAUAUAUGUAUAUGGCUAGUUUGCAAUGCAAGCCUUGCAUUUUAAGGAAUGGUGUUCCCUUUGAUCACUUUCCAUUUAAUAUGUUCUCAAGACAAUGAUCUAUGUAUGUUUUGUCAUAUGUAGCCACCAGUGAUUUUGCCAGUUA